AUGGAGGAUGGGCCCAGGCCGUCGGGGGCUGCCCUGAGAGCUUCCGGAUCGUGUGCAUCGUCAGUCAAAUCAAGGAGGUCGAUUUCAAGCAGGAGCAGUAACAUUCGACUGCCCAUCAACGGAGAUGAUGAACAAAUCCUCGAGCAGGACAAGGAAAAGGCAGAUUCCAUCUCCGAGGCAUGCAAGCUGCGCAAGAUCAACCGACUCAAAGAACUGGCAGUAUCCAAGGGUGGGUUUUUGUCGGAUCGCUUGAGGCGACAGGCAUGGCCGGUUUUGCUUGGUCUAGAGCCCGAAAGCGAUGAUGUCUUGGUGGACAAGAAUGCAUCUUCCUCUCCGGUCGAUGAUGGCUUGUGGAAAGAAAUGCCUCGGCACCGAGACGAAGACCAGGUUCAACUUGACGUAAACAGGGCUUUUAUAUAUUACCCCAACAUUGAAGAUCCAAACGACAUGGAGCACCAAAAGGCAGCACUAUCCGCGUUAAUUGUCGAGGUUCUCCGCAGUAAUCCGUAUCUCUGUUACUUUCAGGGCUAUCAUGAUAUAUGUCAAGUCUUUCUCCUUGUUCUUUCCCCUUCUCAACGAGCCGCAAUUGUCGCACGUCUCUCAGUCCUGCGAAUCCGGGACUUUAUGCUCCCAAAUCUUGCACCUGCAAUCGCGCAACUCCGCCUUUUGCCCGACAUUCUUCGCGCUGCCGACCCGUCUUUAUGUCACCACCUCUCCCAGACCGAGCCUUUCUUCGCCCUGUCCGGGACCUUGACCAUGUACGCCCACGACGUGCAAACGCUGGGAGAAAUCGCCAGGCUAUUCGACGCACUGUUAGCGAGGGAGCCCGUGUUCAGCGUGUACGUCUUCGCGGCGAUAGUCAUGAGCCGGAGAGAGGAGCUUUUCGACACGCCGCCCGACGAGCCAGAGAUGCUGCACUCGAUCCUCUCAAAACUGCCGCAGCCCCUGGAUCUUGACGACCUGCUCGCGCGCGCCGUGGCGCUGGCCGAGGACCACCCUCCAGAGACGUUGCCGAACUGGAGGCACGGCAUCUCGCCCAACAGCGUGCUCAAGACGGCGCGCGACUCAGCGGCGUGUGCAAAGCAGACGCUGGAUCAGGGAAGGCAGUUCUUUGAGCGCCAGGUCCGGGAGCUCGAGUGGGAAGAGAAGCGUGAGAAAGCACUGGCCGUACUUUGGGCUUACAGGAAGCCCGCAAGGACCAUUGGGUUCGCUGUUGCUUUCGGGGUCUUGGCGUUUUGGUUGCGGCGUUCACCAGGGCCGCUUGUGUAUAUUGCUUCCUUGUCAAAUCGAUGGCUCAGGGACUGA
This is a messenger RNA of Pyricularia pennisetigena, 1305 nucleotides long. RefSeq lists its product as uncharacterized. The record is from RefSeq and is a predicted model, not a curated record. The transcript is spliced from 3 exons. Gene Ontology annotation, cellular component: endoplasmic reticulum membrane. Bases 1 to 1305 code for a protein of 434 amino acids. Gene Ontology annotation, molecular function: GTPase activator activity. Gene Ontology annotation, biological process: positive regulation of GTPase activity; endoplasmic reticulum to Golgi vesicle-mediated transport. Lineage: Eukaryota; Fungi; Ascomycota; Sordariomycetes; Magnaporthales; Pyriculariaceae.